Molecule: messenger RNA, 2585 nt
Organism: Harpia harpyja (harpy eagle)
Lineage: Eukaryota; Metazoa; Chordata; Aves; Accipitriformes; Accipitridae
Product: broad substrate specificity ATP-binding cassette transporter ABCG2-like
Exons: 16
Coding region: 285-2393 (702 amino acids)
Cellular component (GO): plasma membrane
Molecular function (GO): ATP binding; ABC-type transporter activity; ATP hydrolysis activity
Source: RefSeq, a predicted model, not a curated record
CUGCCCCAGCGCGGCCCACGCAAGCCGGGGGCAGCCCGGCUGGGCGGCGGCACCGCCCCGGGGGUCGCGCAGCCGGGGGCCGGGCCGCGCUGCCCGGCGGAGCGGGGCUCCAUCGCCGCCGCUGCCUUUGCCCGCGUCCCGGCGGGGUUUGCGUGACAGCUCCGGGCACUCCCCGCCGCCGGUUUAUGUAACCCGCCGCCCGCACCCGGUUAUAAAAGGCCGCCAAGGCAGCGCCGCCGCCGGAGUCCCGCCGCCGCCGCCCCGAGGGCCGCGCUAGCUGGGAGAUGGGAACUGCUCAAAACAACAGUGACCUCAAAAAACUCCAUGCAGUGGAGCUUGACCUGUGUAACAAGGACAUGAUGGCAGACACAUUUGAUCACAGCAUUAUUUCUGUUGGAGAAGAGGAAGGAGCGGGCAAUUUCCAACGUUCUUUUCCAACACGAGAGUCCCUCCGAUCCCCUCGGGGCUCUGUUGUGAGUUUCCAUAAUAUCCAGUACUCCGUUAAGCAGUCCAGUGGAUUCCUAUGUAAACGGAAAACUGUGGAAAAGAAGAUCCUUCAUAAUGUUUAUGGCAUUAUGAAGCCAGGCUUGAAUGCUAUCCUGGGGCCAACAGGGAGCGGUAAAUCUUCUCUCCUAGAUGUGCUGGCUGCCAGAAAGGACCCAGCAGGCCUGUCUGGAGAAGUGCUUAUAGAUGGCAUCCCACAACCUCCAAAUUUCAAGUGCAUCUCAGGAUAUGUUGUGCAGGAUGAUGUUGUCAUGGGCACAAUGACGGUGAGGGAGAACCUGCACUUCUCUGCUGCCCUGCGACUCCCCAGCUCCAUCAGUGUUAAAGAGAAGGAAGAGCGAGUCACCCAGAUAAUCAGCGAGCUGGGAUUAACCAAAGUGGCUGAUGCUAAGGUAGGAACCGAAUUGAUCCGAGGAGUGUCUGGAGGGGAACGGAAGAGAACCAACAUUGGGAUGGAGCUCAUCACAGAGCCACCAGUCCUUUUUCUGGAUGAGCCAACAACUGGCCUUGAUGCCAGCACAGCCAAUGCAGUCCUCACCCUCUUGAAGAAGCUCUCAAGAAGAGGGCGAACCAUCAUAUUUUCCAUCCAUCAGCCCCGCUAUUCCAUAUUCAAGCUGUUUGACAGUCUGACAUUACUAGCUUUGGGAAAGGUGCUGUACCAUGGUCCUGCGAGGCAGGCCCUGGAGUACUUUAGUUCUAUUGGAUAUGAAUGUGAACCCUUCAACAAUCCAGCUGACUUCUUCCUUGAUAUCAUAAAUGGUGAUUCAACUGCUGUGGCAGCAAGCAAGGAAGAUCACAGACCUCUGGACAUAGGAAAAGAGGUAAGCAAUGAAAAUGGAGUGGCAGAAGAUAAUGUGGAUGGCAGUGUGGUAGAUGUGCUGCACCAGAAAUAUCUCAACUCCAGCCUGUAUCAGAGCACAAAGGAAGCACUGGGGAAAGUGGAGCUUGGGCAGGGAAGCAAGCAGACAGUAUCCAAGCAGAGGCAUGAGAUUACCUAUGCAAAUGGAUUCCUCACCCAGCUGUACUGGGUGUCCAAGCGUUCCCUGAAAAACCUCAUCAGGAACCCACAGGCCUCUGUUGCACAAAUUGCAGUGACCAUAAUUCUAGCCUUGGUUGUGGGUGCUAUCUUUUUCGGCGUAAAAUUGGAUCGAAGUGGCAUUCAGAAUCGGGUUGGAUCCUUGUUUUUUGUCACCACAAACCAGUGUUUUUCCAGUGUCUCUGCAAUCGAGCUGUUCAUCAGAGACAAAAAACUAUUUGUCCAUCAGUACACCAGUGGAUAUUACCGUGUGUCUGCCUACUUCCUGGCCUUGAUGAUAGGAGAUCUGCUGCCCAUGAGAACUGCUCCAGCCAUCAUAUUCUCAUGCAUCAGUUACUGGAUGAUUGGAUACCAAGCUGUUGCAGGCCAGUUCUUCUUCUUCAUGCUGACCCUGGUACUGGUGUCCUACACUGCCACGGCCAUGUCUCUGGCUAUCAGUGCUGGGAUGGAUGUGGUGGCUGUGGCCAAUCUGCUCAUCACUAUUUGUUUUGUCCUGAUGCUUAUCUUUUCAGGCCUCUUAGUAAACCUCCCUUCUGUAAUGGGCUGGCUGAACUGGCUCAAGUACUUCAGCAUCCCCCGAUACGGCCUCACUGCUCUUCAAGUGAAUGAGUUCAGAGAUCUCUAUUUCUGUGGUGAGAAGAAUCCAAAUGUUACAGCAUCUGUGGGAGAUGUAGACAGUUGUCCCCCUGAUAUUUCAGGAGAAAUGUGUUCUGGUGAAGCAUACCUGUGCAGCCAAGGAAUCGCACCUACCAGCUGGGCAAUGUGGGAAAAUAUAGUGGCUCUCUUCUGCAUGACUGUUAUCUUCCUUAUCAUUGCCUAUGCGAAACUCCGGUUUAUGAGAAAGUUCACAUAGACUCCUGCAGUGCCUUGCUCUGCAGCUUCUCCAAUCUUAAAACCGCAAAGCUUGUUAGGGCGUACUGGAGAUUGCCAAAAGAUUUCAACUGACUUUACUGGACUUUAGAUGGGAACCCUGUCCCCUUGUUUCUGGAGCAUGAUCUCACACAACUGUAUGAUUUUGGUUUUUAAGAAGAAAUGCAUUAAUGUA